AUGGGUGGCAGUGGGAGUGGAAGAGGCGGCGUGAAAGGAACCGGAAUUGGGCGGAGCGGUGGAAACCGAAGCGUUCUGAUAACCGGUGUUAGCAAAGGGCUCGGCAGGGCUCUUGCGAUCGAGUUAGCGAAUCGCGGGCACACGAUUAUCGGGUGUUCCCGAGCUCAAGAAAAACUGGAUUCCCUUGAAUCUCUACUGACCCCGAACAACAAUCAGCAUCUGUUCCUGAACGCCGACGUGACUUGCAACAACAGUGUUGCAGAGAUGGCAAGAAUCGUAAUGGAGAAAAACGGCGGUCCACCGGAUAUGAUAGUGAACGGCGCCGGCACGAUUAACACGAACAAGAAGAUGUGGGAGGUUCCGGCGGAGGAAUUCGAUCUUGUAAUGGAUACGAAUCUGAAAGGUAGUGCGAAUGUGUUGAGGCAUUUUAUUCCAGUGAUGUUGAAGAAGAAUGAAGGGGAAGGGAUAAUAGUGAACAUGUCAUCUGGUUGGGGGAGAUCUGGUGCGGCACUCGUAGCACCUUACUGUGCAUCUAAAUGGGCGAUUGAAGGACUCACCAAGUCGGUGGCGAAAGAGUUGCCGCAAGGAAUGGCAGUUGUCGCGCUUAAUCCGGGAGUCAUUAAUACUGAUAUGCUUGCUUCUUGCUUCGGUGCUUCUGCAUCUAUGUAUCAAUCUCCACAAUUAUGGGCUUUGAAGGCAGCCACCAUGAUACUCAAUCUUACUCCAGCAGACAAUGGGGCUUCUCUCUCCGUAUGA
Vicia faba (fava bean) is the source of this 756-nucleotide messenger RNA. The record is from the annotation of a GenBank genome assembly. Lineage: Eukaryota; Viridiplantae; Streptophyta; Magnoliopsida; Fabales; Fabaceae.